AUGAACAACCAGUCCCUCCAAAUCAAAACUGUUGAUCUUGAAGAAUGGAUAGAUUACAUAGAUCAAGAAGUGUUGCCACAGGAACCCAAACCAUCUGAAAAGCAUGUCAAGAGACAUGAGAAUAUGGAUUUGACCUCCACUUACAGACAUGAUUAUAACUUGUACAGUAUGUCUCAAGUAUCUCCAUGCUGCUCCUGGAGGAUGAGGAGACAUAUCCCCAGGGCCAAGACGGACAUAAGAACCACUUACAAAGGUAAGCUGCCCUUGCAGCUUUGUUCAGGACUUCACAGAUUUUGUGAUGUGUCACCUCCUAUGGUGAAACAUUAUGUCCAUGAAAUUCAGAAAUACAAGGUCAAUUAUGUUUCAUUUGAUGGCCUCACUAAGUGCAAAAUUUUCUUGCUGGAGUGGGCUGGUCAGCCAACCAAGCUUCCAAAACCAUACCAGACAAAGCUGGUCCCUCUUCUUUUCUCCACUACAACUGAAUUUCAGGAAAAACACAAAGCUUGACUACAGCCCCCUCUAUUCACUAGAAAACCUGAUGUAUAUCUUCUUCCUCUGGAGAAAAUGGACCUUCACACCACUACUUGGACACAUUGGAAACACGCAAAUGAAAAGCCAGCCAAGAUGUGUCAAUCUUUGGCACAGCCUAAUAAUAUUAAUGAACCAUAAAGCUCUUCUAUAGUGAAGGAAGACUAUAAGCCUUGGCUAUGAAAUAGACUAAAACCUAUCACUCAUGCUCCGACUUUCCCAGCAAAACCAAUAGAUUUCUUGACUAUGUUUUGGACCCAUCAUGGGCCUCCUUUGCUCACAAAGGAGCAAACCUAUAAACCUGUCUGGUCAGGCCCAAAGCAUCACACUCUCCUAGAUGCUAAAACAACCUACACUGCCAGUUAACCGAAGGGCAUUGUUAGAGGCCUGGCCCCUUACAAAGACCCAUGCACUUACAUCUUUGAGAAAACUGAUGCUGACUGCUUGAUUUUGCUUGUAACCUUUUUUUAA
Messenger RNA from Poecile atricapillus (Black-capped chickadee), 999 nucleotides. RefSeq names its product stabilizer of axonemal microtubules 1 (gene SAXO1). Gene Ontology annotation, molecular function: microtubule binding. NCBI's taxonomy places the organism in Eukaryota, Metazoa, Chordata, Aves, Passeriformes, Paridae. The record is from RefSeq and is a predicted model, not a curated record.